UUUACUGCAAAACUAUAACCGAAAAAAUGAAUUUUCUGAUUAUUUUUUCUAUUCUUAUCUCCUAUAUUUCUUCACAAGCAAUUCCAAAUGUGGUCUUGACUGGAGAACCCAGAGUUAUUGCAAGGAGGAUACUUAAUGUAGAUAUGAAAACCGCUCAACAACUGGUUCAUCCCGAUAACCAAAUGCACGUUAAAUAUCAAGUAAACGUUGUGAAAAACCCAGAAAACCUAGCUACCGAAUCCUCCGGCUACAUCACUGAAGAACGGACUCCAGUGACUAUCUAUCGCAGAAUUCUCAGACCAGCACGGAUCACAUUCAAUGAGGAUAGAGUAGUUACAGAUAACGUUCAAGGAACUAGUGAUGCUGUUGAAAUGGAGUCAUGGACAUUGAAUAAGAGCCCUACUAUUGAUGGAUCUUUUGUUCAACAAGGAGCUUUUCAUUGAUAUAUUGGUUCUUAAUAAAUCAUUCUGAAAUCUUC
This is a messenger RNA of Caenorhabditis elegans, 478 nucleotides long. RefSeq lists its product as uncharacterized. Bases 27 to 443 code for a protein of 138 amino acids. The record is from RefSeq and is marked reviewed. NCBI's taxonomy places the organism in Eukaryota, Metazoa, Nematoda, Chromadorea, Rhabditida, Rhabditidae. The transcript has 2 exons.